AUGUAUGGUGUCGUUGUUACUCCACCACUCUUUGAAACAGAAAUAAUGCAUGUCGUUUAUGUGGAGGAAAAGAUUGGUCUUCUAUUUAUUAAACGAGCUCCAGUAACAAAUAGAGCAAAAUUGACCAAACAAGAACGUAAAGAUCUCGACAAAGCUGAAAGAAGAAGAUCUCUUGUAUUCGGUGAUUGGAUUGAAUUUGAAGAAAGCGACAUUAUAGAACGUUGUAUUGAGAAUUAUGUAAAGAUUUAUCCAUUGCAUCCUUGCCGCAGCUUUGGCGAUUGUCUGCAGAUUGCAUCAACUUGUGUCUUUUCACCAUUAGCUGAUGGAUGGGUGAAUGAAUGUUACUGUGAAUUGUUCGGUAAAGUUCGGGUUGAUCCGGAAUUAAGGAACUGUUUUCUUGCUGAUGUUGCAUACCGUUGCUGGAUUUCUGUGGAAGUAACGAGAAUAUCGUCUUUGAAUGUGGAGGUUGGUGAGUAUAUAGAUGUAUCAGAGGAACAGAAUCUGGUAAAUGAAGCGCCUUGGAAUCAACAGGAUCCCAGAUUUAUUACCAUCAUCAGUAGCGAUACCGAUGAGAGCGAUUCGGAUCUAAGGGAAGAUUUUUCUCGAGUAUCGUGUCCGUAUGAGAUCUGCAAUGUGGAGGGUGUACUAGUUAGUGAACGAAAUGUGUACAGUAGCCAGUAUCGAUACGCUAAAAUCACAUUGGCCUAUGUUAAACGUGUUCGGCGUACUCCCGUCGGCUGCCGCAUACAUUUUAACGCAUACUACAGUAUUCCUUUACAAUCAUAUAUAGUUCGGUCAUAUCGUCCUUUGGAGAAAAAAUCGUUUACAGUGAAGCCCUUUGCAUUUGGAUCACUAUUUUUGUUGGAAGUUUACGCCAAAUGGGGACCGAGUUUGCCGAUGGGAUAUUUGUGGAGCGAAGAUGAGGAUCUAGGAUUGAUCCACGAUGCUGAAGGGCUGCUGCUACCUAUACUGUUAGGUAAAAAUCCUUAUGCAUCGGUAUGCGUAUAUGUGGCAGAUGUAGGUCCUAAUCGUUUAAGUCGUUUUGCCGUAAAAGAUCUUUCCGACAUGACAACAAAGAAGGCGAGUGCUAUUAUGAAUAGCGGCUAUACAGAGCUGUCGGAUGAUGGCUUGGUUUUGGGUGACGGUUCUCUUCUAGCAUCCCGUUAUCUUUGUUUGGAAAUCCGCUUCGACAGCAGUUCGCCAGAAGGAUGGGACAAACUUGUUCCUGGGACAUGGAUCAACUUCACAGCUUGGAGUUCUCCUGGCAUUCCAGAAUUCAGAAUCAAAACCUGGAACUCAAUAUUCAAUCCAGUUUUAAUGCAGAUUCAUGCAGUUCCAACUUGCCGUGGUUAUGCGUUUGAGACAUUUGGCUAUUUCAAACAAGAGCUAGGUGCUAUAAAAUCAUCCGUAUUUGGUUUUAUUGAAAUACCACGUGAAAAGUGGUCAUUGAUGAAUGCGGAAGAUAAAGGUGUGACGACUCUUUGGGUGCGAGAAGAUAAAAGAAAUAAAAAAACACGAUUUGUACUUCAUUCGAUUGAAGCCCCACAGGAUGUUGUAAAAGAUACGGAUGAAGAGUCAUUGCAGCCUUUGAUGAAUGAUGUUCAGCAAUGUUAUGUAACAGAAAAGUUCAUUGUGCCUUGUAAAGGAAUUGACUGUGAAGGCAAACAGUUACUGCUGCGCUGCUUUAACAAUCGUGCCAUCGUAAACAAUCUGAUUAAAGUAUCAGCCGAUGAACUUUUGACUAGUAUUGUGAAGCUUCUGACAACGGAAAAGCCGGAAGAUUGA
Messenger RNA from Cercopithifilaria johnstoni, 1785 nucleotides. The record is from the annotation of a GenBank genome assembly. NCBI's taxonomy places the organism in Eukaryota, Metazoa, Nematoda, Chromadorea, Rhabditida, Onchocercidae.